AUGCAAAAGCCAGAGGAGAAAGACAAAGCAGACAAGCCAAAGGUGAAGAAGGAGCUUGGGACAGAGGAGAAACUCUGCACGCCACCCAAGGCUGCACGACAUGAGCCAGAGCUUAGCGGAGAGAGAAAACUGAGCACUCCUCCACGAGUUGAGAAAGCAAACAAACGCAAGUUGAUCCAAACGGGGAAAAACCAUGCAGCUCCAGGAUUUGGUCCAAAGGAAGCUGAGAAGCAGCUGAAAGCUCCCAGGCCUGCUGGACAGAACUUGUUGGAACCAGCAAUUCCCGACCUCAGAAAUAUGACUACAGAGGCUUUUGAGAAAGCAAUGAAUUCAAAGAAGUCAUCCCAAAAGACGGAAUUGAAGAAGCCGAAGCCCCAUGAGAAGCACCUUGAGCCCAAAGAAGAACAGGAAGAGGACCAACCAUUGAAUGGAACAGUUGUGCUGAUGGAGGAUGAUGACGAUCAGGAUGAUUUGGACAUGGCAGAGUGGGAUUCGGGAAGGAAGCGCAGGAGGACAGCGAAGUUCACUCGAACAUGCCAGAAGAAGCUGCCAUCAACAAGUCAGCACAAGAGCGCUGCUUUGUCAAAUUGGCUGGCACGCAAAGGCCUGACCUACCAAAUUUUUGUACUCAAGCACCGCAAGAUUGCCACAAUGAAGCGGACUUGGAUCUGCCACAAUGACGGCUUUGUGAUCUUCAAGAAGAAGCUUCUGGAUGGGACGAUCUUUGAAGGUAGGUGCAAGGGUUGCUCGCUCGCUUUGGAAGAGUGUGAAAUCACUGUGGAGUCCAUGCAGAACUUUGAAACGGACUUUAGCGGCGAGGCAGCAAUUACUGACCACAAGGAGGAGAAGCAUCAGCCAGAGCAAACGGAUGAGAAAAGUAAGAAAAGAAGGAAAAGAAGACAGCAAGCCGAGGAGGAGAUUCUGCUUGAGUACAAGAAGUGCGUUGAGUAUGUCAAGGACCAGGGUGGCAGCGAAGUGGAGUUUGAAGAAACUAGUCCUCCACCUUCAGUUCUACACUACAAGUGCAAGGUUUGCAGAACGAAAGGACAUCCAGAUGGAAAGAUCAACUACCUGGGUCCACCAAAAUUGAACUCGGUGCAGUUCUAUUUGAAGCAACACUUAGAGUGUCCAACCCAUGUGCGGAAUCGGAACCGGAUGAAGCUGAUUGACGGACAAGAAGGGAAAGACCCAUGUGAAGAUAGGUGCCCAGGGUAUUGGGUGUCAGACAAGAAUCCAUUCGCCACUGGAACCCUGUACCACUACGAGACCGAAUUCCAGCUUUGGUGCACAAAUGCAAAAGUAGAUGGAGAGAUGACACGCCACCAUUACUAUAGUGAUUUGGCACAAGGUCGGUGGUAUUGCAGACAUCGAAAUUGCAGUGGCAAAGUAUCCCAGAAGCAACAAGCCUGCACAGCGUGCCAAAGCCUAGGUGAGUGUGGAUCAGUCCAACGUCAUGUGCUCCGCUUUGCUACAAAGUGGUAUGCAGGGAUAUUGCUGAACAAACGCUUGUUUCAACCUGCGGAAAGUGCUUCUGAAUUCUUGGAGAAGCUGCAGAACUCAGCUUUCGGCGCCAGGUGUUCCUUGUGGUCUUCCGUGGUGGCUUUGGACAACGCUGAGCUGCAGCAGUGGGUUCGCAAAUCAUUUGCAAAGAACGGUGAUGCCACAGACAACCUGGUGAGAUCUGUGGAUUCGAUUGUUAGCCCUACUUUGCGGGUGCACGUCGGCAGCAUCGAUUGCCGCAUGAAGACUCUGUUUACGCAAUUUGCCUCUGCAAUUGACACGAAUCAGCUUGAUGAACUGAAGCAGAUCAAUCUGAAGCUGGCCUCUGCCAUCAUCAGUGGAGCUUUGGAUAAGAAUGCUGUUGUGCAAGGAUUGCUUGCGCAAUGUCUCAUGGGCUUGGAAAAACGGAGCCGUGGCAUCGCGUCAAAUCGCGGCAGGUUACCCAACCAGUCUGCUACAGAAAGGAGUAUCAUCGAAGAAGCCAGCCUCAAUCUGGCUUUGCUGGGUGCUAACAAAAGAUUAGCAAAGUCCCUUGGUCAGAAUCUGACGCUUCCAAGGGUGAGAGUUGAAGACCUUCCCGAGCAAGGCCUCCCGAACCCCAUGCUAGCGCUCCAUUCCGACCACCAGGAACAACUUGCUUCCAACGUGGAGUUGCUGGACCAACUUUUUCAUCGGUCUGAGCAAAUGCCGAAGAGGAGGCUUAUCCUGGCAAUAGACCACACAUAUUUGGAGCCAGUUCUAGUCCAGGCCCGAGUGCAGGGUGUUGCUGGAACAAUUGGUGGUCCUUGGAGCCCAAACGAGGAGAACUUUUGCUUUGUGGAGACGGGGAAGUUGGAUCGCGAGGCUCUCAAGAUGGGUGGUGCGACAAUGAUGCUGGAGUGCUUGUGUUGGGACCCUAACUCCCAGAAGAAAGAGACCUACAGCUUGGCAUCAAUGCCUAUGAGCCUCAAGAGAUCCAAAAAGAUUGACAUGACUUUGGUCAAGCUGACCAAGACUAUGUCAACGAAGCUCCAUUCUGGAAGCACUGCACGUCAUUCAUCGAAAAACUUGGCAGGACAGCUGUGCACUCCGAUUCGGAACUUGCUUCUGGGGAAAUUUUUCGUUGAUCACAGCCGGGGUUACUGGCAGGCGGCCGCGCGGGAUAUGCUACGAGCUUUCAAAUCUCGUGAACCCAAUGGCCCAGCUCCGGAGCAGAAACAUAAGCCAUUGGAUGAUGCCGAGUUCAAGGCCUGCAGUGAGAGAGCAUUGGAGGCUGCUUUGGCCCUUGUUGCGCACACCAGUGGAGUCACUGUGUCUUCCCUCACGGAGAUGUACGAUGAAUGGUGCAAGUCCGGACGCUUCACUGACACUUGUGCAGCUGCAGCAGUCUCGCCUGAUGAGGUGGAUAUUGACGAGGAUGAAGGCGAUCAGGAAGAGCUGGAUGAGUGUCAGCGUGUCCUCCGUGAUAUCGAAGACAGUAUGGGUGUCCUUGAAGAUGAAGGUUCUGUUCCCAAGACUUUGCACGAGGCACUCUUCAAGGACCCUGAUGCACUGAAAGGGUCCAUUAUCUGGGAUAGGUACAAUGAGCGCAUUCUCCGUGAGAUCAACCAGAAGCAGAAUUCCGCGGAGUUUCGACAACGUGCAAGCCGGCUGGACAAAUGGAAGAUGGCAGCUCGUGCUUCGCUGGAAGGCACUCAGGAGGAGGUCCCAGAUAGGAAAGGGAACAUCGUCAUUGCGGUGGUGCCGAAGCGAUCUCACCAGAAGACUUGCCGAGAGGCCAGGGUUUGCAUGGUGAUUUCUAUUUGGAGAAGUGCCAAGAAGCCCAAGUUGUGCACCGCACCCCUGGGCCUUGCACAUGUCCUUGCUUACCGAGCCGUGGAGCUAUCACCAGAUACCAGCAGUGAUCGUUCCGACCAGUGGACAUGCUCAGGGAGGUCAACAAGCGUAGUCCUUCGACCUGAGGCCACAGUAGCGCUGCUGGAUUUUUCGAUUGCUGAGGAUUCUGAUGAGAAGUUGUCAGUGGUCUUUACUACAGGAGCCAUGGAUUUGAUCAACCGCAUGGAGGAAUUUGCCUCUUCAUGGCCCCAGGAACAACUAGAUGUUCGCUUGAAUGUGGUCCUGCCACGUCAAGGCAGGAAGCGCAAAGCGCAAGGUGGAGAAGAAGGCAAGGGCAAGGCAGAAGACGAGGAUGCACAGGAUGCAGAUGAGAAAGACAAGGCCGACCAGACGGACGGGGCCAAGAAGAAGAAGAAGAAUUCCAAGAAGUCCGGCAAGUCAAAGAAAAAGAAGACGGUGGCAAAGCUCAAGAAGAAGCUCACCAAGUUGAAGGCAGCCCCUGCCGAGAAGCCGGAGAUUCCCUUGGUGGUAGAGAAUAUGAAGAAGAAUUCUUCAGGUGAUGAACUCAUUCAACAGGAGUUGCAGAAGCUCAAGAACACCGAGUCUUCGACUUUCAAGACCAACCCACUCUUCACAGAGGAGGGUUUGUGCCGGAUCAAAUCGAAGGGAACAGAAGGCACGCCGUGGAAGCACAUCAAGAGCUUUGCCUACAAGUACUUCAAGGCAGAGUAG
This is a messenger RNA of Durusdinium trenchii, 4047 nucleotides long. NCBI's taxonomy places the organism in Eukaryota, Dinophyceae, Suessiales, Symbiodiniaceae. The record is from the annotation of a GenBank genome assembly.